Triticum turgidum subsp. durum (durum wheat) is the source of this 1722-nucleotide messenger RNA. The record is from the annotation of a GenBank genome assembly. Lineage: Eukaryota; Viridiplantae; Streptophyta; Magnoliopsida; Poales; Poaceae.
AUGGAGACCGUCCUCCACAACCACGCCCUCCACCCGCGCGUGCCGCAGCCGCUGCUCCUCCACGGCCCCCGGGGCGUCGGCAAGUCCACGCUCCUCCUCAACCGCCUCCUCCCUCAGUGGUCCGAGCCCCCGCACUACGCCGCCUUCGUCGACUUCCUCCACCCCUCCCCCAGUUCCCCUGCUCAUGCGCCCUGGUCUCUCCUCGCCGACACGCCCCCCUCCCUGCCCUCUCUCCGCCUCCGGCUCGAGUCCGCGCUGGAGGAACUCACCCGCGCCGCAGUACUCCGAGGUGCCGUCGGUUCCAAGGACGUGCUCGCCGCGCUCUCGCGGUCCCACGGCCUCCACACCGUGCUCUCUCGCCUCGCGGGCCCUGCCUCCCGGCGCGGCCAGGGCACUAACUCGGUUCCGGUGCUCUGGGCAAGGGCUGUCCUAGCUGCAACCUCCUCGGCCCGUGGUGACGACCCCACCUUCCGCAUUGGCGAGGGGGAGGCAACGAACUGCUCCAUGGAGGAGAGGGCGUACAUGCAGGAGGCCAUGGCGGCGCUGCGUGUGGCCAAGGAAGUUCUCGGGAUGCAAGAGGGAUGGAGGAAGGAGGCGGUGCGGGAGAUGAAUAGGACAGGCCGGUUCUCCCGUCCACUGGCCAAUUCGGCCACAGACUGGCCAUGCCUCUUGCUGGAUGUGUUGUCAGGCGCAGCCGAGGAGGAUUUUUUCCAGCCAAAGCUGGUGCUGAACAACGUUGAUGCCCUGAGGAAGGCGACAUGCGAGGACGAUACAAUGGUGCCCGCAGCAGUGUACCAUGACAGCUUCAUUUGGAGGGUGAUAGCACUCGGUGCUAAUGAACAGUGCUUACCAGUCAUCAUGUCCACCUCAGAUGGAUACUAUUCUUCCCAAGCAUUCGUCGAUUUUGGUUUUCCUAAUAUCUUCAUUUCUCGUGAGACGUUUGGUUGGACACCACAAGAAGCUAAGCUGCAUAUGGUUUCUGAGUUCUUCAGUGAACAGGAGUGGAAAGUCGUUGAUGAGCUUCUUGGACCAAACCCACGACAAUUAUGUGAGAUAUAUAUGCUAAAGCAAAAGGCGAAUGGCCCAGAGGUUUUGCAUGACACAAACAUUGAGGAAAUUAUUGACACAUACCUGGCACACUUGCAAGUAUCUGUUGUGAAUCCCGCAAUGCAAACAGCAUUAAGUAUGGUGCAGAAGUUUGCUUCUGAUGUACGCGAGGGUAAAGUACCAGAGAACAGAUUGUCUUUUGGCGCGCCUUGGAGACAUCCACCUCGGGCUGACAAUCCUGACAUGUGCUACAAGUGGGCAAAGAUUCAACUGAUGGAUUUUGUCCAGUCUUAUGUAAACACAGAAUUUGGGUUGAAUUACCUAGCAGAUGAUAGCCUGGAAAUAUUGGAUGAUCCUGCAGCAGUCGCCAUGAUGGAGGUUGGCUUACUUUAUCAACAGAGAGAUCCAUCCUUUGUGCGACCAAUCACACGUGGGAUUCAGCGUUGUCUUGCUAGAUGGUGCGUUCUUGUACUUAUGUGUGGUAUUGUAAAUGUUUUGUUUCUUAUGGAACUUUUUUGUGGUUAUGCGAAGGCUUGUUCAGCAGAGACUAGAGUUGACCCUUCAAGAAUCAAUAUCAUUCUCAUGGCAACGUGUAAUUCGUGGGCGAAGCUAUCGACACUUGAUGAAGGAAGUCGGCUACAAGUAACAAGUUUAUGCCAAGAAAAAACAGGUUAA